CGCCGCGGGCGCCUGCAGGACAUCUGGGUUAUGCUGCAGGAUUAUCAUCUACGGUGACGGGACGGGUUCCCUGUGUGGCCCUGCGUGGCUCGGCCUCAGUUUCCCACCUAUCGAGUAAAGUUCUGCACGGCGGGGUCUACGAGGUCUCUCCCACGCUAGGUAGCGAUCGCAGCAGGGCCUACGUCAGGGCCAGUGACCAUUUCCUCCUGCCAUCACAGUGCUAAGGAAAAACAAUGCCUUUGGCCAGUCUGCUUAGCCUGCUGAAGCACUGUGGUGUGAGAGCAGCCUUUUCUACACCUCGCCACCUACACACAUCCCCUUGGAGAGCUGACUGCAGCAGGGCUUCAUUCACUCGACUGCGCCGCCAGGCCUAUGCUCGCCUCUACCCUGUGCUCUUGGUCAAGCAGGACGGCUCCACUAUCCAUAUUCGGUACCGGGAGCCACGACGCAUGCUGGCGAUGCCCCUAGACCUGGACGCCCUGUCUCCAGAAGAGCGCAGGGCCCGCUUCCGAAAACGGGAGGCUCAGCUCCAGCAGAGGAGGGAGGAAGAGCCAGAGGUGGUGGACAGUUUUGACACCGAACGAUAUAAACGGUUUUGGACCAAGACCAAGAAAUAACUGUCAGGGAGUUCCACCGGGGGCAUUUUGUAAGGAUGGAGGGCAUCUGUCUGUUUACCAUACAUUCUUGAAACCAU
Molecule: messenger RNA, 694 nt
Organism: Mus pahari (shrew mouse)
Lineage: Eukaryota; Metazoa; Chordata; Mammalia; Rodentia; Muridae
Gene: Mrpl55
Product: mitochondrial ribosomal protein L55
Exons: 4
Coding region: 234-617 (127 amino acids)
Biological process (GO): translation
Cellular component (GO): mitochondrial large ribosomal subunit
Molecular function (GO): structural constituent of ribosome
Source: RefSeq, a predicted model, not a curated record